Molecule: messenger RNA, 1469 nt
Organism: Lactuca sativa (garden lettuce)
Lineage: Eukaryota; Viridiplantae; Streptophyta; Magnoliopsida; Asterales; Asteraceae
Product: protein WALLS ARE THIN 1
Cellular component (GO): membrane
Molecular function (GO): transmembrane transporter activity
Source: RefSeq, a predicted model, not a curated record
CCUUCCCAUUACCAUCACCUCCUCCCCUCGACAUCCUCCCUGACAUCCCUCUUUCGGUCACCGGAGUACCUGUAUCUGUCUGUGUGAGCUUAAUAACUUGUACUCAAAUGGCGGAAACCGGUGGUGGCAUCACCGUCGCCCAUAGAAUUAAGGGAUGGUUCCCGGAAAGGACUCAACUGCACUUGGCCAUGCUGGCUUUGCAAUUUGGUUAUGCCGGUUUUCAUGUCGUUUCAAGAGCUGCCCUUAAUAUGGGCAUCUCGAAGAUCGUCUUUCCAGUCUAUCGAAACCUCCUCGCUUUCUUCCUCCUCCUCCCCUUCGCUUAUUUCCUCGAAAAGAAGGAGCGACCUCCGAUUAACUUUAACUUUCUUGUCCAGUUCUUCCUUCUCGCGAUCGUUGGGAUUACAGCGAACCAAGCUUUCUACUUGUUGGGUUUAGACAACACUUCUCCGACGUUCGCCUCCGCCAUUCAAAACUCCGUUCCCGCCAUCACAUUCCUCAUGGCAGUGAUUCUCCGGAUCGAAAAGGUGAGACUGGACAGAAAAGACGGGAUCUCCAAAGUAGCCGGAACUGUAUUCUGCAUAGCCGGAGCAUCGGUGAUCACUCUCUUCAAGGGUCCAACAAUAUACAGCCCAUCGCCGACACUACACAGUGUUAAGGAAGCUUCGCCGGUGUUGCAAUCACUCGGAGACGCAAACGGAAAAAGCUGGAGCCUUGGGUGCGUAUUUCUAAUAGGCCAUUGCUUAUCAUGGUCGGCGUGGCUGGUGUUACAAGCUCCGAUCUUAAAGAAGUACCCAGCUCGAUUGUCCUUCACAUCGUACCAAUGUUUCUUUGGAGUCCUACAGUUUCUUGUCUUAGCCGCCUUCAUGGAAAGGGACAUCAAUGCUUGGUAUAUUCGCACUGGUGCUGAGCUAUUUAGCGUGUUUUAUGCUGGUGUGGUGGCAUCUGGGAUCGCAUUUGCUGUACAGAUAUGGUGCAUAGACAGAGGUGGCCCGGUUUUCGUGGCCUUGUACCAACCGGUUCAGACCCUCGUGGUUGCUCUCAUGGCUUCAGUCGCUUUAGGGGAAGAAUUUUAUUUGGGAGGGAUAAUUGGGGCCGUGUUGAUCAUAACUGGAUUGUAUCUUGUGUUAUGGGGAAAGAAUGAAGAGAGGAAGUUUAUGUUACAAAAGCAACCGGGUAUGGUCCAAGCCGAAACGGAUCAUGGUGCACCGAGGACAACGGGUCAUGUCAAGUCAUCCAUCACCCAACCUUUACUCCCUCAGUCGACUGAAAACGUUUGAUUAGUAUUAAUUAACCUUACGUUUAUUUUUGUAACUAGUGUGUAUUAUUGCUGGGACUUCAAAUCAAAACUAAAGAAGUUACUAGGCAUCUAUUAAUUAUGUGAGAAAAAAAAAAGUUUGGUGUGUUUUAUGAACCUUUUGUUUGGGUGUUCCCGUUUUUAGUGUUGGAAUGAUUAAAUUUAAGGUUACUUA